This is a messenger RNA of Colias croceus (clouded yellow), 3023 nucleotides long. RefSeq names its product branched-chain-amino-acid aminotransferase, cytosolic (gene Bcat). The transcript is spliced from 8 exons. NCBI's taxonomy places the organism in Eukaryota, Metazoa, Arthropoda, Insecta, Lepidoptera, Pieridae. Gene Ontology annotation, molecular function: branched-chain-amino-acid:2-oxoglutarate transaminase activity. Bases 339 to 1640 code for a protein of 433 amino acids. The record is from RefSeq and is a predicted model, not a curated record. Gene Ontology annotation, cellular component: mitochondrion. Gene Ontology annotation, biological process: L-valine biosynthetic process; L-leucine biosynthetic process.
UAAAGCGCAUGUCACCUAAAUAAAUGUGCGUAAUCCUUAUUUUGAUAACUUCUGGUGCGUUAUCAAGUGAUGCUUUAUAAUUUGCGUUGAUUAUGAAUGACUACAGCAAAGGUCAGGCCACAAUCUUAUCUUCUGCUCUUUAAAUGUUUGUGCUGUAGAUCAAGUGAAGUCAGUUUACUAAGAGCAACUAUUGAAUAAAGUUUUCGAGAUAUUAUAUUCGACAUCUGUAUAUAUUUUCGUAUAAAAAAAAAAUAAGUGACGAAACAACAGUGUUACAACAACGAACAACAAAUAAAGUGAUAUUUUCUAGUGAAUUAAUAUUAAUUGUGAAUUUUAAAAUGCCUCUUCGUCGUAGUAAGGUUCUAGUAAAAUGGAUCUACGAGAACCAGCACAAAAUGCAGAAUCUGCGUCGAUGCAGUUCGACGCUACGUUACAAAGAGUUGGAGGAAAGCAAUGUUCAAACUCUAGAGCAAGUCGCGCCCGUAACGUCAGCGGCCGCGCCCGCACACAAGCCACGCCCCGAUGUCACACCAGAAACUUCCUUCAAGUAUGACGACCUACAAGUGUCGUUGGCUGCACCUUACCAACUGCAGCGCAAACCAGACGCGAACGAUUUGGGAUUCGGAAAAUAUUUUACGGAUCACAUGCUCAAAAUUAAUUAUUACAAAGAGCUUGGUGGUUGGCAGAAACCUGAAAUCACUCCCUUUGAGCACUUAACGAUACACCCAGCGGCGAAAGCCCUACAUUAUGCUGUUCAAUUGUUCGAAGGAUUAAAAGCGUACCGGGGGGUCGAUGAUAAGAUAAGAUUGUUUCGGCCUGAUUUGAACAUGGAAAGGAUGAAUCUCGCCGCCCAAAGGUCGGGUUUGCCGAUGUUCGACGGUGAAGAGUUAAUCAAAUGCAUCAUUCGGCUCGUACAAAUCGACCAGGAAUGGGUACCUCACUCGGAAACGUCGACACUUUACAUACGACCUACAUUAAUUGGCACUGAGCCUACGUUCGGGAUAAUGAAGCCAGAAUCGGCAAUGCUCUUCGCAAUUCUAAGUCCAGUGAGUGCGUAUUACAAGACGAAUUCAGAUGGAGCGGUGUCAAUAUACGCGGAUCCUACUGUGGUCCGAGCGUUCCCUGGAGGCGUGGGCAAUAGGAAAGUCGGCUCUAACUAUGGACCUACGAUAGAGAUAACGUCUCGAGCUGCAAAAUUAGGACAUCAACAAGUAUUAUGGCUAUUUGGUCCUAACCAAGAGCUGACUGAAGUCGGAGCUAUGAAUAUCUUCAUCGUUUACAUCAAUGAGCACGGAGAUAAACAGUUGAGCACGCCGCCAUUAAAUGGUCUCAUACUGCCGGGAGUCACUCGACGGUCUAUUUUGGAGUUAGCGAGCCAAUGGGAAGAUGUCACGGUCAAAGAGGAGGUUAUAACUAUGGAGCGGUUGAUACAACUUAACAGUCAAGGCCGGUUACUAGAGAUGUUCGGAGCUGGCACGGCGGUUAUCAUAACGCCGAUCAGUAACGUGGGCUACAUGGACAGCAAUAUUUCCGUCCCCACAAUGCAACACACCUUACCUGUGUACCAACGACUAAAGGACACGCUAUUGGCCAUACAAUAUGGCCAUAUAGAACAUCCGUACGCUAAAAUCAUAUCAUAGCGCAGUGCUUAACGACUUUGGGUUUUAACUGGUGAUAUAGUGCAGUGGCGGCUAAACAUUCUUGUUACAUAACAAAGAUAUGUAAAACGAUGUGUGAUACGAAAAACAUCGAACGAUUUUCGCAAAUAAACUUAUCUCAUUGUAAAUAUUAUGAAUAGGAUUAUGUUUUGAGUAGGCACGUGCCUUGAGUUUUGCUUUUGCGCACUGAUUUUAGGUUAGCUUUACGAAUUUACAAGAUUAUGCGUGGUUUAUUCAAGGUCCAGUUCCACUGAUGUUCCCUUUCCAUAUUCUAAGUAUGCAACUCUGUAUUUUUUUCAGUGUUGCUUAACGAUAAUAACACCUACCUUAAAACAAGGUGUUGAACGAAUAUUUCGUAUUUUUGACGGAAUUAUAAUGCUAGAAACUUGAACUAAAUAAUUUAGAUUGAGUUUAAAAACUAGCGGGUAACAGUGACUUAAUAAAUGGAAGGGUCGAGGGUGAAAUAUAUUUUUUUAUUCUUAUCAUUAAUUAUUUUGAAAACAAAUAAAUCAAUCCUGAUGCACGUACUAAUGAUGCAGAAACUUAUGAAAACAAAUAAAUCAUAAUUUAUUGCCGUCUUGUAUUUUCUAGCUACUGUUAUUUAUUUAUCAUAUUCUAUAUCAGCUAUUAUAUUAUGUUUUUAUAUUAUAAUUAUAUAUACAAUAUUAUGUUCAGCGUAAAUAAAAUGUGGGUUUUCCUAUACGUAAAUAGUUACCUUGACUCGUUCCUAAAUUUUAAUAAGUAUUUGAUAAGAGACUAUUUAAAUGUUUAGGAGUCAGAUUAAAUGAUGUAAUAAAUGUUAUAUACAUUUAUAUAUGUUAUGGACGAGGUAAAUACAUUGGGACAUUUUUCAUAAUCAGCGCAUUUUUUACAAGUCAAUAUUUAGGUAAUUGUUGUCUUGGCGGGCACAUAUUUCUAUAUAGUUUUACUGGCUUUUAAUUGGUCAAACUAAGCUAGCGUACAAGUCGAUGCUCUAUGUAGUUUCAAAUGCGGAACCAAACCCAAUCUUUCGCUCUAAUUAUGUUUUCAUGCUGCAUUAUGCACAGACAUUAUGAAGAAGCCCCCGUUUAUUACUUGUCCAUGACAUACAUAUUUUAAAUUAGUGCAAUAUAAUGUGUAUAGUUUUGUAGACAAUGGCUGUAAUGUGAUCAGAAUGUGAUAUGUGUAUGUAACAAGGUAAAGGCUAUAUUUAGCUUUGAAGAAGCAUUUGUUGAAAUCUCUUUGAAAUCUUACUUAUUUCUAUACAUUUCUUACCUUUGAAAGGCAAUAUUGCCUGAAUAAUGUUUUGUCAAACUGUUUUUUUCUAGUCUAAGAAUCUAUGUAAAUCGAAUGUGAAUAAAUUAUUUAUAAUAUUUUAAGUGAAAA